This is a messenger RNA of Ciona intestinalis (vase tunicate), 3132 nucleotides long. NCBI's taxonomy places the organism in Eukaryota, Metazoa, Chordata, Ascidiacea, Phlebobranchia, Cionidae. The record is from RefSeq and is a predicted model, not a curated record.
GAAUCCGUAACUUAUCAGAGGUUUCUUAACUAGUAUACCAUGUUAUAUACGAAUGUGUGAAAAACAUUUUUCAGGCUGCUUUGCUUCGUUUCUGCCAAAUAUAUUUUAGUACGAAUUGUAAAUACUUGCUGCUAUAAUGUCAGUGAUUGGUUACGAUGUUGGGAACCUGUCGUGUUACAUUGCAGUGGCACGCCAAGGUGGAAUCGAAACUAUUGCUAAUGAAUUUAGUGAUAGAAACACACCGUCUAUUGUGUCGCUUACAAGUAAAGAAAGAUCUAUAGGAACAUCAGCAAAAACACAAAUCAUUUCUAAUUACAAAAACACCAUCAGCAACUUUAAAAGAUUAAUUGGACGACCUUUUGAUGACCCGUUUGUUCAAAAGCAGAUAAAUAGUCUUCCGUAUCUGCUUGUUAAAACAAGCUCUGGUGGUGUUGGGGUCCAGGUAAUGUAUGGAGGAGAGCAAACAGAAUUCAGCAUGGAACAAAUAUAUGGGAUGCUACUGACUAAGCUACGUACUAUAACUGAGGACAAUCUUAAGAAACCGGUUCAAGAUUGUGUUUUGUCGGUUCCUUCAUUUUACUCCGAUGUUCAAAGAAGAAGUCUCCUGGCAGCUUCAAGAGUUGCAAGUUUGAAUUGUUUACGUCUCUUCAACGAUACUACUGCCGUUGCACUUGCGUAUGGAAUAUAUAAACAAGACUUGCCGGCACCGGAAGAAAAAUCACGAAUCGUAAUAUUUGUUGAUAUUGGUCAUUCAUCCAUGCAAGUUGCAGCAGUUGCAUUUAACAAAGGAAAACUGAAGGUUCUUGCGACAACAUUCGACCCUUACCUCGGUGGAAGGGAUUUUGACUUGGUGCUUGCAAAAUAUUUUGCUGAUAUUUUCAAGGAAAAAUACAAGAUUGAUGUCCAGAAAAACAAGAGAGCUGAGCUCCGUCUUAUGAUGGAAUGUGAAAAGCUGAAGAAACAGUUGUCAUCCAACAGUGGGAAAAUGGCGCUGAAUAUCGAGUGUUUAAUGGACGAUAAAGAUGUACAAGGCUCAAUGAACAGGUCAGAGUUUGAGGAAUUAUGCAAUUCUCUAUUACAAAGAGUUGACAUACCUUUGCAAAAGAUUCUGCAAGAUACAAAAUUGCAGAGUCAAGAUUUUUACUCGGUUGAAAUUGUUGGGGGAACGACCAGAAUUCCAGCUGUGAGAUCAAGGAUCAACAAAAUCUUAGGAAUGGAAGCAAGCACGACAUUAAACGCUGAUGAAGCAGUUGCGCGUGGUUGUGCAUUACAGUGUGCUAUGCUGUCUCCUACAUUUAAAGUUCGUGACUUUACUGUGCUCGAGUGUUGUCCAUAUUCGAUCUCAUUAUCAUGGAAGGCACCACUGAAUGAGGAAGGAGAUAUGGAAAUAUUUCCUCGAAACCACCAAGCUCCGUUCUCGAAGAUGCUUUCAUUUUAUCGCAAGGAAGAAUUUGCACUGAACGCUCGUUACACCAACCCCGAUCAAAUCAACUAUCCACAUUCGGAUAUUGGUAACUUCUGCAUAAGCAAUGUGAUUCCUAAUAAAGAUGGUGAAGCAUCCAAGGUUAAAGUUAAGGUUCGCAUCAACAUCCAUGGGUUGUUCUCUGUUACUCAAGCGAGUAUCAUUGAAAAGCUUGAAGAACCUCCCGCGGUAAUAAAUGGUGAAGAACCAAUGGAGACACAAGAACAAGACAAACCAGCAGAUCCUGAACAGCCACCAAUGGAAACUGAGCCUACUAACACUGAGAAGACAAACGAAAGUAGUGAACCUGCUGCUGCUAAUACGGAUAAUAAAGAAAACACUAAUUCAGUUGAUAAUGAAGAAAAGAAGAACUGCGAUGAGAAAACUGAGAAGAAGAAAAAAGUGAAAGUUAAAUCCAAAGAUCUUCCGUUUGAGUCGCAACUGCACAUGCAGAUCAACGAAGCAGAACUUCAACGGAUGUUUGAACUUGAAAACAAGAUGAUCAUGAAUGACAAGCUUGAAUACGAGACUUCAGAAGCGAAAAAUCUUGUUGAGGAAUAUGUUUAUGAUAUGCGGGGAAAACUUUACGAUAAAUACGAUGGAUACAUCACAGAAGAGGACCGAGAUAGGUUUGUAGCAGUUUUAGAGCAAACAGAGAAUUGGUUAUAUGAAGAAGGUGAGAAUGAGAAGAAACAAGUUUAUGUUGAUAAACUUGCCGGGUUGAAACAAUCUGGGGACCCGGUGUUUAGGAGAUACACUGAGGCAGCAGCAAGACCAGCAGCUUUUGAACAACUUGGUUCUGCUUUGCAAAAAAUCUCAAAGUUUUUGCAUAACUAUAAUGAAAAAGAUGAGAAAUACAUUCACAUCGAACAGAAAGAAGUUGACAAAGUUACGGAAUCCGCCACAGCAGCAUCACAGUGGUAUAAUCAAAUGCUUCAGAAACAGAAUGCACUUUCGAAAUCAUCAAAUCCGGUUGUAACGGUAUCUGAAAUCGUUGCGAAACUGAAGAGCAUGGAAAGCACAUGCAACUCUAUAAUGAAUACACCAAAACCUAAACCUAAAGAAGAAGUUCCCCCACCUGACACUCCUGAUGAAAAAACUAAAGAUGAACCGUCGAAAGAAAAGAAAGAGAAAACUGAGCAGAAGGAAGAGAUGGACCUUGAUUGAUUACAACUUCCAUGCUAACUUAAAUAUCACAAAAAAAUGCUGUGUUUUUUUGAUGUUAGUGUAAUUGUAUUAUGAAUAUACAUAAUUUCAGAUAUCACAUAAUUUAUUGGUUGAUAUUAUGUUGUGUAGAAACUUCACUGCACAAACUGAAAUGCUUGAUGUGAUUUGGUCCUGUAAUGAAAUGUCAUUAUAAAAUAUAGCUAGCUGCUUAUAUGACUUUAAAACCCAGCGUUUUACCAACGCUUAUAUAAGCGUAUAACUUUGAAGCUGCUGCAGUUUAAGCUGCAAUAAAUGAGCAACUAUUGUCUAUAACUUGGUUAAUACUCCUCACUGAAUAAAUAAUUACAGUUGUAUUGGCGAUAACUUAAAUAAACAACACCAAGAUUCUUAAUAACCACAGCCAUAUGGGGAUAACAAAAGCGGUCCCGUUCCAUCGUCAACCUAUAAACAAUGUUAAUUGCUGAUCAUAUAACUUCACCAUUAAACAUGCUGCUCUGUACAAG